Molecule: messenger RNA, 614 nt
Organism: Seriola aureovittata
Lineage: Eukaryota; Metazoa; Chordata; Actinopteri; Carangiformes; Carangidae
Product: dehydrodolichyl diphosphate synthase complex subunit nus1-like
Exons: 2
Coding region: 156-614 (152 amino acids)
Cellular component (GO): endoplasmic reticulum membrane; dehydrodolichyl diphosphate synthase complex
Molecular function (GO): ditrans,polycis-polyprenyl diphosphate synthase [(2E,6E)-farnesyl diphosphate specific] activity
Source: RefSeq, a predicted model, not a curated record
GGUUGCCAAGGAGAGAGGAAGAUGGCGACUGGCAGGGAGUUGUAGGCGCCGCUGAAACAGAUUUAGCAGGCAGACACUGCUUCAGAGUAACGCACCGGUGCUGCUCAUUUGACCGCCGUCCUUUAAGACUUUAUACGACAGGAAUUAAUACGCUAAUGGCGCUGCUGUAUGGCUUGUUAUGGCGGUUCUUGCUGGUUGUUGUACACGUCAACAGAGCGCUCGUCUCCUGGCUUCGCGUCUGGCUUCGGAGCUGGAAGGACCGGUUGUGGGAGAGGGCGAUGGCGACAUUUCUGCUGCCGGUAGCCCUGGCCGGGUUCCCAGAUCAUCACAAGAAGUUAAAUCACAACCCCGAUGCUAACGCUAAUCCGGUAACUGAACACCACACUGCUGGUCACCGGCCACGGUGGUUAUCCGACGGCAGGUCCCUGGAGAAGCUGCCGGUCCACAUUGGCCUGUUGGUGGCGGAAGAAGAGCCUAGCUACACGGACAUAGCGAACUUGGUCGUCUGGUGUAUGGCUGUCGGCAUUUCUUAUGUCAGCGUCUAUGACAAUCACGUUAAGAUUAACUACUCUGCCAUGUUCCCUCCUAGUCGGUCAACGAGUUUAGUGGGCUGA